UGGGUCUGCAUUAGAUACUGUAAAGAACGUUCUCUGUGUUCUACUUGCAUUAUUGAUGGUUAUUUGGAAUUUGCAGGUCCAAAAACUUAUAGUUUUAGUUCAACAACAGAUUCCAGUGCUGCUGCUGCAAAUCUAGAUAAAUCUGUUCUUAAGGUAAUGAUUAAUAGUAAUUUGGAGAAAAGGAUUAUUGGUGUAAUCAAUGAGCAUAAAAAACAAAAUGAUGACAAAGGAAUGAUUUCCAGAAGACUUACUGCUAAGAAACUACAGGAUGUAUAUAUGGCUUUACAAAGAUUCUCCUUUAAGACUGAGCACAUUGAGGAAGCAAUGAAAAACACAAUUUUAUACGGUGGUGAUCUUCACUCUGCACUUGACUGGCUUUGUUUAAACCUUCCAGAUGAUGCAUUGCCUGAAGGUUUUAGCCAGCAGUUUGAAGAACAACAACAGAAACCUAGAGUAAAAUUUUCUUCUCCUGUGCCGCAACGCCAACCUCCACCUUGCUUAGUAGAUAACAAAAAGAAAGAAAAUGGCCCUGAAACUAAGGAAAGAAAUGUGGGGAAAGAGAAAGAAGUGAGUAUGAAGGAAUGGAUUUUGCGAUACGCUGAGCAACAGAUUGAUGAAGAGAAGAACGAGUCUGUGAAAGAGACAAAUGAAGAAAAAUUUGACCCAAAUGAAAGGUAUUUACAUCUGGCUACAAAGCUUUCAGAAGCAAAAGAACAAGCAAGCCUCUCCAAGCAAGACAAAGACAAGCAAGGCCAGAAGGUAGCACAAGAGAAAAUAAGAAGAAUUCAGCAAGAAAUGGCAACACUUGAGGAACAUCCUGUAUUUAAUCCGGCUAUAAAGAUCUCAAAUCAACAACAAAAUGAAAGGAAAAAAACUCCCUUACCUCAGGAAACCACUUUGAAUCUGAGCUUGCUAGAAAAACCUGAAGGUGCUGCAAAAGAAGAGAAAGUGAAAAAGAAAGAACCACUAGAUAUAAGAAACUUUGAUUAUAGUGCUCGAAGCUGGACUGGCAAAUCGCCAAAACAAUUCUUGAUUGACUGGUGCAGGAGAAAUUUUCCCAAGAGUCCAAAUCCUGCUUUUGAAAAAGUUCCCGUUGGAAGAUAUUGGAAAUGUAGGGUCAGGGUUACCAAAUCAUCUGAUGAUAUAAUGGCGGUGUGUCCUACAAUUGUAACAGAAGAUAGUAUGCAAGCACAGCAUCUGGCUGCUACUUUGGCACUCUAUCACUUAGCCAAGGGACAGUCAGUCCAUCAGUUGCUGCCUCCUACUUAUCGAGAUGUCUGGCUAGAAUGGAGUGACAUUGAAAAGAAAAAGGAAGAAGAAAACAAGAUAGAAACCAACAAACCUCGUGACAACUUUAUUGCUAAACUGUUAAAUAAACUCAAGCAGCAGCAGCAGCUGCAGUCUGAAAACGAACCCAAAGUAUCCGAGGAUCCUGAAGAUUCUUGGGAAAACUUAGUUUCUGAUGAGGACUUCAGCAAUCUCUCCCUUGAGACCCCAGACACAGAUGAUUUGGAACCUUCAAGAAUUUUGUUCAAAAAGCUGCAAAGUUCCUUCAGAUAUCAGAGGCUUCUGAAAGAGAGACAGGAGUUACCUGUGUUUAAGCAUAGACAUUUGAUUGUAGAAACCCUUAAAAAACAUCGAGUAGUUGUUGUGGCUGGUGAAACAGGCAGUGGGAAAAGUACCCAGGUGCCUCAUUUCUUGUUAGAAGACUUGUUACUAGACGAGAGAUCGAGUAAAUGUAAUAUUGUUUGUACGCAACCCCGGAGAAUCUCAGCAGUGAGCCUGGCAACGCGGGUUUGUGAAGAACUAGGCUGUGAAUCUGGACCUGGAGGAAAAAAUUCCUUGUGUGGUUAUCAAAUUCGUAUGGAAUCAAGAACAGGAGAAGCCACUAGACUGCUAUACUGUACAACUGGUGUUCUGCUUCGGAAACUUCAAGAAGAUGGUCUUCUUUCAAGUAUAUCUCAUGUUAUCGUAGAUGAGGUACAUGAAAGAAGUGUCCAGUCUGAUUUCUUGCUAAUUAUUCUGAGGGAGAUCUUGCAUAGACGUUCAGACCUGCAUCUGAUUUUAAUGAGCGCUACUGUAGACAGCGAUAAGUUUUCCAGCUAUUUCUCUCACUGUCCCAUUUUAAGGAUCUCGGGGAGGAGUUACCCUGUUGAGAUUUUCCAUGUUGAAGAUGUAAUUGAAGCAACUGGAUACGUUCUGGAGAGAGACUCAGAAUAUUGUCAGAAGUUCUUGGAGGAGGAGGAAGAAAUAGCAAUAAAUGUUACUAGCAAAGGAGGAGGCACUACAAAAUAUCAGGAGUAUGUCCCAAUCCAGUCUGGAUCUGGUAUUGAUUUGGCUCCUUACUAUGACAAGUAUAGCAGUCGAACACAGCAAGCAAUCUUCUAUAUGAACCCUUACAAGAUCAACCUUGAACUUAUUUUGGAGUUGCUUGCAUACUUAGAUAGAAGUCCCCAGUUCAAAAAUGUUGAAGGUGCUGUGCUGAUAUUUUUACCAGGCCUUGCUCAUAUCCAACAGCUGUAUGAUCUCAUUUCAACUGACAGAAGAUUUAACUUGCAUGACCGGCACAGGCUGAUAGCUUUGCAUUCUGUUCUUUCAACUCAAGAUCAAGCAGCAGCAUUUACAAUACCUCCUAUUGGCAUUAGAAAGAUUGUUUUGGCAACCAAUAUAGCGGAGACAGGCAUUACAAUACCGGAUGUGGUCUUUGUAAUUGAUACUGGGAGAACAAAAGAAAACAGGUAUCAUGAAAGCAGUCAAAUGAGCUCCCUGGAGGAGACCUUUGUUAGUAAAGCUAGUGCUUUGCAGCGACAAGGAAGAGCUGGGCGUGUUAGGGACGGAUUCUGCUUCCGAAUGUACACGAGAGACAGGUUUGAAAGCUUCAUGGAAUAUUCUGUUCCAGAAAUACUACGUGUGCCUUUGGAAGAACUAUGCCUUCAUAUUAUGAAAUGCAACCUUGGCUCUCCUGAAGAUUUCCUUUCCAGAGCAUUAGACCCACCACAGCUGCAAGUAAUCAGUAACGCAAUGAACUUGUUAAGGAAGAUUGGGGCUUGUCAAUUAAAUGAGCCCAAACUGACUCCACUGGGCCAGCACCUUGCAGCCAUUCCUGUCAAUGUUAAAAUUGGCAAAAUGCUUAUAUUUGGUGCUAUCUUUGGCUGCUUGGAUCCUGUGGCAACUUUGGCUGCUGUAAUGACAGAAAAAUCACCGUUUACUACACCAAUUGGUCGAAAAGAUGAAGCAGAUCUUGCAAAAUCAUCUCUAGCAGUGGCGAUUUCAGACCAUAUAACAAUCUACAAUGCCUAUCUUGGGUGGAAAAAGGCUCGACAAGAAGGAGGAUAUCGUGCUGAAAUGACUUAUUGCAGAAGAAAUUUCCUUAACAGGACGUCGCUAUUGACUCUGGAGGAUGUGAAGCAAGAACUCAUAAGGGUGGUCAGAGCAGCAGGCUUCACAGCGCCUACCACUCAACGUGGAUGGGAUGGAAAUGGAGCUAUGCAACCCCCUUCUCUUGAGGAAAUAGCUCUUCUUAAAGCUGUGUUGACUGCAGGGCUGUAUGACAACGUAGGAAAAAUAAUAUACACAAAGUCUGUGGAUAUCACAGAGAAGCUGGCGUGCAUGGUGGAAACUGCUCAGGGUAAAGCACAGGUGCAUCCCUCCUCUGUAAAUCGAGACUUACAGAUAUAUGGAUGGCUUCUUUACCAAGAGAAGGUGAGGUACGCUAAGGUGUACUUGAGAGAGACUACUUUAAUUUCCCCCUUUCCCAUUUUGCUUUUUGGUGGGGAUAUAGAAGUCCAGCAUCGAGAGCGUCUCCUGUCUGUAGAUGGUUGGAUUCAUUUUCAGGCUCCUGUGAAGAUUGCAGUAAUUUUCAAACAACUGAGAGUUCUCAUUGAGUCUGUUCUAAAGAAGAAGCUUGAAAAUCCUAAAAUGUCUCUCGAAGAUGACAAGGUUUUACACAUCAUCAAAGAACUGAUAAAAACGGAGAAUGGUAACUGAAACUGAGAGUCAGUAACAAACUAGAGCUUCAGUAAUGGCAGAGGAAGCAUGCACUCCAACUUUAACUGAAAGCAUUUAAACACUUAAUGUGGUUCAUACCAUCCAUGACUUGGGAAGACUGCGUGGUUUUGCAUAGAACUUACCUUUCUGGGUAACUUUUAAGUUGAACAUUGAACGUGUUUAGCCAUUACAAUACACUUGGUGCCAUUUGUUUGUUUUGUCUGCAUCAUUAGUAUGUUCAAUUUGUCUUUUCAAUAUGAAAAUGACCAUGUCCCAUUCCAGUUUUCUUUAUUUCCACUUAAUGUGCUAAUUAUGUCAUUACUGGUGAUGCAGACUGCACUAAUAAUUCAGGAUUGGAUUCCAAAUCUCUAUGGGGUGAUGUUUCAUUGGGCAUCUGCAAACAGAAGGAACUUUUUUUUUUAACCUGAAUUUCUUAAGCGCUAAUUCUUUUGAGCUAUGAAUUUGCAUUAUUAAAGCAAUACAUCUUACAUAUGUCUGUAUUCUUCUGUACAGUUAAGGGUGUCAUGGGAGCUGCCCGUAUCAGUGAACUCCAGGCACUAACCGUUCUUCCUUCCAGGUGCCAGGUGCACUCUCUUAAAACCCAGGAGGUAUCUCUAUCCCAGUGGGAUGGAUGCAGCUGCUGUUGUCGCCAUUUACAGAUUCAGCCAGUAGUAAGGCUGAAUAUGUAUUCCAGGCAGACAGUUGGAGACGCACACAGAGGACACCAGCAACUACCACUGCUUUAGCAUCACCCAUGUAUAACACUACCCGAACUCUCAAAAGACACAAGUGCAGAUAGCCAAGUCUUGUUCCUUCUCUCUGGCUGACCGUGAUUGAAGUUGACUAACCAAAAACACCAAAAUCACUCCCCUGAUUCACAAGUUUAUCGUCAGUAUGACUCUAAUAUCCAUGCCUGGACCCUGGGCCUCCUUGUCUGGGCUGCAGUUCUCUUCCUACUUGCCAGCUAGUCUAGUUUGAUGUUCACUAGCAAAACUCACAUACUUGUCCCACCUGCGAUCACAGAUGCCUUAAAUAUUUAAGUUUGUCUCAUGUCCAGGCCUGGACCCUGGGCCACUUACCCAGCUACUGGCUUGGAUCUUGAGUCUUUCUAGCUGUGUGUCCACUUCUUAUGGGAUGAUCCAGCCUGCAGUUUGCUAGCAAUUUAACGUGUCUGUGCAUGCGGGGUUAAAUUCACUGGUGAAAUAAAGGCACACCCCCCUCUUUCUAGCUGUGGCCUGUGGACCUCUUGCACAAGCACAUACAUCCCUGCUUCUCCUGUUGCUGCCACAUAGACCUAUGGGACCCUGUGACCUGCAGCCCCUUCUCCAGCUGCUGGUACUUAGACCUUGCAGCAUGCACCUGCUCUCCCCAGUUGCUGGCACCUAGGCCUAUGGACCCAAUGGUCCCUUCGCCAGUUGCUGGCAUCCAGACCUCUCUUUCACCCUGGUUCUUCCAGUUUCCAGCACCUAGACCCCUGAGGCCUGUGACCUGCAGCCUGUUCUCCAGUCACUGGCACCUGGACAUUGCAGCACUUGUGCAUAGGCUAGAGAGUGAGAUUACACAGCAGUUAAGGUUUUAAGAAGAGAGGAUAGACUGCUGUGAUCAGGUGCAGGGCUCAGACAAGCGUACUGGCCAGGAGACUGCUUACAGGCAACUGGCUCCUUUUAUCCCCCCUCCCUUCUGUUUUCCCAUGCCUGAUCUUCCAGAUCCACCCUGCUCCUUCCCUUUCCCCACCUUUGGCCCUUCCACUAAAUAUUGCAUAAAAGUCUUGCAGUCCUAUAAACCUUUCUGAUAUCCUAGAAGAAGUUUUGCGCUGUCCCACAAGCCCUCCCAAAUACUCUAUAACACGCAUGAUGAUUGUAUUUCCCCCUUAUCAAUUAUGAAGUUCAGGCUGACCCUCUUCGAGGCUACGCCUGAGCAGUUCCUUUAAUGGCCCAUCAGUUCUUGGCUGAAGAGUUCUGGUCUUUGUUGUUGUCUCCCUUAUCGCUUCUUAAUGUUUGUGUGUCUGUAUGUUGAAUUCACCACUUGUUAUUUCUUUUAUACUGAAUAGUCCUAAUCAGAUACUGUAAUGAACCAGAGGCUCUCACAUUCCACAAACUUUACAGUUUACAACAAGGAAAUGAAAAUUAUAGAUCAUCAACUCAAUUUUCAGAAUGGGAAAUAUAUAUAUACUUUUGUGCCAUGAACCAAUCACAGACAAACAUAUGAACUCAGUGUGCGCUAUGCAAAAGAUUCGUUCAUCUAAACAACACUGGUUUCAUGUAGCAGAGGUUAAUAGUGUGCUCUGGCAAAAACGGCAGUUGAGGAAAAUGCACGAUCUUGAAAGAGACCCGGCAGCAUACACUGAGCUAUCCAGCAGACUGCCAUAGCACAAGUGGUACUGCUGUGCUGAAAGGAAAACGUAAGACGAAAGUAAAACGACUUCUAGACGUUAUCACAAUCACUUCCAGGAGAGGCAAGCUUACCUGCUAGUAAUUUAUUAAGAACUCUGUGGAAAAAGUAAUCACAUUUCCUCUGUUAUUCUUGCAUGAAUUGUGAUGAACCAGUGGCUGUUCAGACUUCCUAGAAACAUCAGGAAGUGUAUUUUUUAAUUACUAAGUAUACCAACAUUUAUAAAAGCAAAAACUUAAGCAGUUAAGGGUCUUUUGACCCUAAAAUGCCAAUUUUGCACUCUUUCUAGACACGUUCUUUCUUAUCAGAGGCAUUAGAUAUAAAAAGUAACUACAAAUUGAAUUACCUGUAAAUAAAAGAUUAAAUCUGCAACCCACUGAAAUUUCAGGUGAAUGUUUUCCUAAUUUUGUGAAUGUUCUGGGGGAAGCUUUUGAUUUGUAUCUUUCUGAAAUGCAGUUUGGAAAUAUAUUUCAGUGUACUUGAGUUCUCCCUUAUUUAACUGUGAUGAACAUAUACUUUUUAUUCCAUGUAUAUGAUAAUGUUGAAAUUCAAAGUUCUGUAGCGCUGGGAAGAGGCAUUGUUUACGUGUUUCUGUAGCAUACCCCGCUUAGUGAUCUUUUGAACAAGUAUUUUUUUUGAGUUAUUUUUAAAGGGUUUUCUUGUAAAAAGUAGGAAAUCACUUACUCUCCUGAUUUCCGCAGAAGUCCUGGAAUGGGUCAAACUGUGGUAUACACAGAAGAAGAGUUGCUUAAAAAUGUUAAAGAUACGCUGCAAAGACUCCAUUUGCUUUCUGCUCCCAUGAUGAUGCCAGCAGCGCUUGGACCUGUGCUCUUUCGGGGUGCAUGAACGUUCAGUUUUGUUCCAUUUAUUGAAUGUAUUCUUCCGUAACACCUUCUUGCUGCUUUUCUCAAAGCACUUGUCAGAUACGAGAUCGAAAUCAAGGGACCUUUCUCAACAGAGUCACAAUAGUGGCUUUGGGGUGCAUUUUUUUUUGAAGGUAGCUUGCCGCAUCCAUCGCUGUACAUCCACUUGUUUCCUGCUCCGACACUCGAGCUGCAGCAUUCCCGUCUCCUCCCCUCUCCUCCUGUUUUGGUUCAGUCGCUGCUUGAACUUGUCUCUUCCCUUUUCCAUUGAUUUCUCCCCCUCAUUCGACCCAGAUCUUUCAUUUCCUUCUACAAGUCUUUUCCAGUGUUUAGCUCAGCAGAUCAUAUAUAUCUGGUA
Molecule: messenger RNA, 7599 nt
Organism: Struthio camelus australis
Lineage: Eukaryota; Metazoa; Chordata; Aves; Struthioniformes; Struthionidae
Source: RefSeq, a predicted model, not a curated record